AUGGCUGUCCUCACCCUCUUGUUCAUGUUGGCCAUGAUUCUUUGGGCUAUGGAUCUGACCAGCUUCAUCUGGGAGGCAAAAUUUGUGUUGAUCAAGCAUCCUGAAUCAGCUUUGGAGGAUAAACUUGAUGCAGCAUAUAACUUCCAGAAUAAAGUAGUAUUGUGGCAGACAGCAAUUUAUGACUGGAUGGCUUGGAUUGGUGAUGCUAUCAUUGUACACCGUGUUUGGAUGUUGAAGGCCUACUUGAAACCAUGGAUAAUUGCUGUCCCUGGGAUAUGUCUCCUGGGAACCCUCAUUGCUACACUUAUGCUUACAUACUGCACAGCAACUGCCAGUGGCGCUGAUAUUGCACUUGGCAGUUUCACACACCCCCCACUCUGCAAGAAUGCACAUUUGAUAACAUAUAUCCUACCUGCCCUGACAACUGCUGCUGCAACUAUUCUUAUUGGAAUCACAGCAUGGUGA
Messenger RNA from Mycena indigotica, 465 nucleotides. RefSeq lists its product as uncharacterized. NCBI's taxonomy places the organism in Eukaryota, Fungi, Basidiomycota, Agaricomycetes, Agaricales, Mycenaceae. Bases 1 to 465 code for a protein of 154 amino acids. The record is from RefSeq and is a predicted model, not a curated record. The transcript is spliced from 3 exons.